AUGGGUUUGUAUGUGGAUGUGGAUAUGGAGUCUCAAUUGAGGGUAUUGAUGCCAGUAUCGGUAGAUGAUCGGUCUAGUGGAGUCGGUGAUGGUGAUGGUGAUGGAUAUGGUAAGGAAACUUUCGGGGUUGAGUUAUUGACUACCGCUGAGAGUAAGGAUGAGAAUGGGAUUGAGGACGAAAGACGAAGUCCGAAUUCAAAAGCAAAGAUGGGGAAAAUUAGAAGAUUCAAAUGCAUGGUUUGUGGACAAUCCUUUGGGAGGGUGGAACAUUUGACAAGGCAUGAGAGAAGUCAUACUCAGGAGGGUUGGUUGAAAUGUGGGAUUGGGGGUGAUGCUUUACGUCGACAUGAAUUGGUUCAUAAGAAAACAAAACGAAGUUCUCUAGGAAGAGGAGCUAGAGCUUGUUCCGCUUGUGCAAUGGCAAGGAGGAAAUGUAGUGGUGGAAAUCCUUGUGAAGGAUGUGAGAGAAGAUCAAUCGAGUGUACUUCUUUCCAUUCAAAUCUUACCACGACAAACAUCAGAUGUCGAUCUUCAAAUGCACCUUCAGAUGAGAUGAUUGGGGCUGAAAUUUACGAAACCGGGGAACGAAUCAUGAGUCCACAGUCUCAAAUGUCGUGGUCAAAGAUCAAUUCGCCAGUCAAUCCGCAAAUUGAUCCUAGAACUUCGAUCAGUCAUUAUCAUCCAGAGUUUGGGAUGGAGAAUCUAGAAGUCACUGGACAACAGAUGAAUAUCCAAGAUUUGAGUGCUGGUGUUCAUCAACAAUUCAGUCAAUGUACAUCACAAAACAAUCAAAUGGGAGAUGUAAUGUCCGAAGAUGCUCACAGGAACUCAACAACAUCUCAUGAUCAUCUCUCUACUUCAUCAUCAUUAUUACCCCUUCAUUCAAUGAUGGAUCUGGAUGGAGCUACCAACUCCUCAUUGAUGAGAACAGGUCAGAUUUCCAAUCAACUACACAUUCCAGAUACUGGUCUUUCUGAGAGUCUACCAGAAAGUGCUGGAUCUUGGACACAGUAUAAUUUGUCGUCUAUAAAUUGGCUACCGUAUGACUGGGUUCCGGACUAUCAACUCGAAGACAAUGAUAUGGGGUUGAUUGAUGCUGGGACGGAUAUAAAUGGUUUCUCUCCUGCUGUUGAUACUGCAGAAAAUCCUAUUCAAAGACAUUCUAUAUAUUCAACAACCAGCGCGGCAAUAUUUACCCCAUCUCCACAAACACAAGGUCACAUACAAUUGGAUAAUUCCCCAGGACCAACAUUAUCUAGUGAAGGUGCUUCGACAAGUCCAAACUCUCAUGAUACUCAAAGUACUGGUCGUUAUUAUGUUGAUGGACAUGGCUCGAGGUUACCUCAUGUUCGAAAAACUCCACUAGAAGCUGAUUUAUCUCCAUCAAUAUCUCACCCUACGAUAGAUGAUUUAGAUGGAGGUUUUGCUUUUCCGGCUACCGAUAAUAGUGACGGAUAUUCCUCAGAUUACAAGCAAAUACCGCACGAAACCUACCAUAUUAUCCUGGAUCUAUUCGAAAAAACAUGUAUCAGUAAUUCGCCUUUCUUCAUACCAUUCCACUACACACGAUUUCCAACUUCACAUAUAUUGAGCCGCUUUAUAGCUCACUAUAUCGCUUCAUUUCAUCAGACAUUACCAUUUAUUCACCUACCCUCCUUUGAUGUCUCGACUUCUCAUUGGCUUUUUCUUCUAGCUAUGGCGGCUAUAGGAAGUCAUUAUCAUCGAAAUGCCAGUUAUGCAAAACCUAUGCAUGAAUUUAUUCGACGUGCAAUUAUCUCCGUCGGGAUCAAAGGAGAUUCAAGUUGUACCAAGAUGGUUAUGAUUCAAGUUAAACUACUUAAUUGUGUAGGUAUGAUGUAUUGUGGGUGUGAUGAGUUAUCACAAGUAGCAAAAUCAUAUCAUGGGGAUCUUAUCGAUUUCUGUUGUAAUGAAUGGAAAGCUUCGAAUCAAAUUUCAAGAAUUGAAACAGCAAAGUCAAGUCUAAACGAUAUGGAUCAGACUAAGAGGGAUUGGAAAGAAUGGUAUGAUGCUGAAAGUCUCUUAGAUUGCAUGUGGUAUUUUCAUUUCCAACUUCGUCCCAGUUUAUCACUAGAUGAUAGUUCGGUACUUUUACCCUGCCAAGAAGUUCUUUGGGAAUCAGAAUCUGCAAUUGAAUGGCAACAACUUCUAAGUUGUUCUUCUUCAAGUCCCACUCUCCACAACGCCCUCCAAAGAAUGUACACCGAAAAACGUAUCCAAUCCUCCAUGGGCGAAUUCUCCCGCAUCCUCCUCAUCCACGGCCUCUUCCGGCGCACAUGGGAAGUAGAAAAUUAUCUCAAACAACCUCUAACGCAAUGGACUCCCACAGCCGAGAAACAAAACCUCCAAAAUGCUACGGGGGUGGGUACAUCUCCGGUUUGGCUACCCGGUAUACAGACGUAUACUAAUUGGCGCAAUUCGGCUUGCGAUUGUUUGGAUAUCUUGCAUUGGCAUGCGAAUAGUGUGAUUGGCGCGGCGAGCGGAAUGGAACAUCCUACCGUGUUGCAUUUGCAUCUGGCGAGGGUGGUUCUGCUUACGCCUUUUCAACAUAUUUCAAAGCUUGCAGAAUUUCUAUCUUCAAAUCCAACCCCGACCACAAAGGGUAAAGGAAAAGAAAAAGAAAUCCUCGAAACGCGCAAAUAUAUUAAGAGAUGGGUAACGGAAGAUCAACAUAAAGCCCGUCUAGCUAUCAUUCAUGCAGGAGCACUUUUCUGGCACGUAAGACGUUUUUCAAUUGAUGCGUUUUAUGAGGUUGAAGCGGUUUAUUUGGCGACGUUGGCGCUGUGGGCUUAUGGUUUGUUUGCGGAUUGUACGGUUAUUUCUCUUACAUCCAAAUUCUCAUCGGCUCAUCACUCUUCCUCUGCGCUUCGUCACUUGAGGGAGAAGGGGCAUGGGAAUAGGGAUGGUAAUGGUAGCGGAGUAGGAGGUGAUGAAGGGGGUGGGAGGGAUAGGGAUAGAGAUGGGGAAAGAAAAAGAAAAGAAGAAGAAAAGGAUGAUGAUGGUGAUGAUGAUGACGAUGAACAAAUCAAUGAAUGUUAUCCCAGCACAAUGCAACUCGAUAGACCAGCCGACGAUGAAUUAGUUCAGCUUUUUGUGAAGAGAGGACAGGGGAUGAAGGCAUUAAUUAUGGGGGUAGGCGAUUUAUGCGCAAGGAACGGGAGGGGAGCGAGGAGAGUUCUGGGGGAAGGGAAAAAAUUGUUGGCUGUGUCGGGGAGGUGGGGAGUAGGGAGGAAGUACGAGGAGGUGUUGGGGAGGUUGCAAGGGGAGAUGGGAAGGGGCGGUGGAGUGGGAUUGUGA
This is a messenger RNA of Sclerotinia borealis F-4128, 3315 nucleotides long. The record is from the annotation of a GenBank genome assembly. Lineage: Eukaryota; Fungi; Ascomycota; Leotiomycetes; Helotiales; Sclerotiniaceae.